Racocetra persica is the source of this 452-nucleotide messenger RNA. The record is from the annotation of a GenBank genome assembly. Lineage: Eukaryota; Fungi; Glomeromycota; Glomeromycetes; Diversisporales; Gigasporaceae.
AUGUUACAUCAAAAAAAACUUCGAAAACUUAAAAAUUCAUUCAUGAAGUACAGAACUGUUGUUCACUAUUAUCUUAAAGAAAAUAAUUUCACUUAUUCUUGCUCUACCGUUUCUAAGUUGGUAAGCAAAUUGUGGAAACAUGAAUCAGAAAAUGUUAAAAAUAUAUAUAAACGACUGGUAAACGAAGCUAAAAAAAAGAAAACCGAAACACCGAGACCUAUUAAUAGUGACUUAGACUUCAAAGAGACACGCAUCUCUCUUAGUGACUACGCUGCAGAUUUUAAGAGCAUUAAGCAACAGAAGCUCACACCUUUGUAUAUGGAUAUUUAUCCCUUGACCAAUGUUAUUUUUAGUGAAGGUUUACGAAAACCAUAUAACAAUUUAUUAUUUGAUCAUUAUAACCGUAUUCAAAAGCUAGAAAGGGAGCUUUUCGACGCACUUGAAAUAGUAGA